Molecule: messenger RNA, 210 nt
Organism: Prunus armeniaca (apricot)
Lineage: Eukaryota; Viridiplantae; Streptophyta; Magnoliopsida; Rosales; Rosaceae
Source: the annotation of a GenBank genome assembly
AUGACAGCCAUGAUGCAAUGGCAAGUCAACAAGCAGUUCAGGAAGGACCGUGAGGCUGCUAUGGCCAGAAUUCCAAACCCAGACGUUGUGGUACAGCAGCUAGACCUCCCUUAUGGACCUCCACCAGGACUGCCAUGGCCAUACCAAGAAAAUCAUCUCAUCACACAGAUAGCUAGAAUACUAGGACAUGGAGAAAUCCAAGCUGGAUAG